Pelmatolapia mariae (spotted tilapia) is the source of this 705-nucleotide messenger RNA. RefSeq names its product zona pellucida sperm-binding protein 3-like. Bases 1 to 705 code for a protein of 234 amino acids. The record is from RefSeq and is a predicted model, not a curated record. The transcript has 7 exons. NCBI's taxonomy places the organism in Eukaryota, Metazoa, Chordata, Actinopteri, Cichliformes, Cichlidae.
AUGUAUUUCCCCCCUCAGCCUUUGAAAAAACUCUUUAAAGCACUUCAAAUGCAAUGCGGCGAAAACAAAGUGAGAAUAGCCGAGAAGCAUCAGUUUUCCCAGGACAGACGUAUCCCGUUCAGUCCUCAGUGUUUUCAACUUGGAGAAAACUUGUCCCAGGAAAGCUCCUGCAGACCAAAGGAAGCGGUGUCUGAAGCUGAAAUGGUUAUCUCUGCAGGGCUACGAGAAUGUGGGACUGAAAAGCAAAAAGUAAGUCGAGAACCACUAAGCCUAACCUGGGUACCAAUGACAUCCACGGUCAGUGUCUUUGGACUGCAGCACUUCUCCCUUCAUAUCAUGGCAGAUGUGUGCACCUCUCAGUGUGGUUCCACAGUGUAUCAGCAGGGGGAAGCAGUGCUUUUAGAAGCCAGAGUGGAGGCCCUGAUGCACCCUCCUGUCACUGUAUAUGUCGACUCUUGCGUAGCUACACUGAAGCCUCACCCUCUCUCCUUGCAUAGCUACAGGUUUAUCACAAAUCACACAUGUCUUAUGGACAGUUUACUGCCAGACUCUCCAUCUACAUUCUACCAUAGUAGUAUCCAAAUGUUCAUCAGCUGCCAUCUUAUGGCCACUUUGAAACAAAGCUUACAUAGCAAGCUUGAAAAAACCUGCUUCUUUCACAGGCCCAUCUUCAGUUUCCUGUCUUGUGGCGCGCCAGAGGAAUAG